GAGAAGGCUUUUGAGGAAAUCAGCUGUAGACUCCAUCCACUGUGGAAUCAUGAAGAAACUGUUCGAGGGCCUUAAAGCCGACAUCAAAUUCCGAAGCGCAGGAACUGGGCGCAGACUGAUUGAUGAGGCUAGAGAGUUGCCUGACAAUGCUAUUAAAGAACGUCCACCACCUCGAAAGGAACCUCCAGGAGAUGCCCAAAUAGCUGCUGCAUCUGCAGCAAUAGCAAGAUUGGACUCAAAGCAAGGAAAGGGCAAGGGCAAGACCCCUCUCCGGGAUAAUGUUCAUACUCAAGCACAAGAUGUAGCGGUUACACAGGAGGUGAAAGUCGUGUCAAAUAACAAGAAAACUGAAACUGAAAACCAUUCUCUGUAUAAUAUUAUGUUUCGCUGCCCAUUAACUGGGGAAAUACUACGAAAGGAAGACAUUGAAGCACAUGUUAAAAAAAGUAUUGAAAUGUUAUCCACAGCUGAUCCUAUAUCUGCAUCCAUCAUGAAGAUUCACACAUUUAACAAAGAUAAAGAUAAAGUAAAAUUAGGAGUUGAAACUAUGGCAAAGUACCUCAGAAACAUUAUUGCCAAUCCUUAUGAGGAGAAAUAUCAAAAAGUGAAGCUAACAAACAAAGUUUUUCAGGAAAAAGUUAUAUGUCUGGAAGGAGCACAUGAUUUUUUUGAAGCAGUUGGGUUUGAGAAGAAGUCACUAACUUUACAAGGGCAAGAACUACAAGAAGAAUUCUAUGUAUUGAGCAGCGAUGCACUUGACCAGUUAAAGAACUUGCAAAGCUAUCAUGAUUCUUUGGUAAGUGGUGAGCCUUUAAUUGCCACUCUUGAUCGGCAACCACAGAUCUUUAUACCAUCCGAUCAAGCUGCAAACUUUGACCUGCCUGAUGAGUUUUUCAACCUGACUAUAGAAGAGGUCAGACUGGAUCAAAAACUAAGAACAGAGAAUUUAAAGCAAAAUUCCAUGCUCAAGACUAAAGCAAUGUGGGAAAGAGAAGAAAAACGAGAAAUAAGGAAAUAUAAAUAUACUGUUCUCAGAAUCAGAUUUCCAGAUGACUAUAUACUACAAGGCCUAUUCUAUGCCCAAGAACGGUUGUCUGUUUUGGUUGAUUUUAUUCGCCAACAUCUGCAGAAUGACUGGCUUCCAUUUAAACUCAUUGCACCUUGUGGCCAAAAGUUGGAGGAUGAGCAAGCUACCUUUAGUCAAUGUGGUUUGGUUUGGUCAGUCUUCAACAUCACUUGAACGUCUAGUAUCUGACUGGAUUUCUGUGUUACUUUACAUCAAGAGACGUACAAGACACAUUUAACAAUACCGACGUACAACACACUGGUCUCACAUUCUCACCAAAAAUGUAAAUGAAAAAAAGUAUACAGAGCUCUCUCAAAAAUUGGGAAAAUUCACUUUCAAUGCACAUUGUUUAUAAUCCAAUAAACCAUUAGCUGAAUUUUAAAUGCUUAGGUAAUAUUUAUCAAUUAAAUAGUGAUCACUUUUUUAUUUUAUUUUUCUUGGCCAAACUUCUCUUGUUACUCUUGUAAUAUAAUCAGACAAUUAAUCGCAUUUCCCGAUACACUUCAUUUUUUGGCAUCCAUCCUGUGCAACUGUGAAAACAAAACUUAUUUGGAAAUUAAUGAAAUAUCAUCAAAUAGGUUCAGUUAAUACGUGGAUUUUCAUUUGUUCUACACCAAUCUAAAAAAAGAAUCCAUUACAACAUAAACGGCUUCACAGAGAAAACAUUCACUGGUCAUAUUCCAUACAUUCCUGAUUCAUUAAUAUACAUCACACAUAUACAACAUACUUUAUAUCAUAAGAAACAUCCUAUGAACAUCAUCACAUAACUACAUACACACAGCUUUCCUAGAGACCUACAACACCCAUAGCACUAAACACUCCUCCUCAUCAUCUUCACUUUUACCCCUACCAUCAGGAAAAAAAAACACUCCAUUCAUUCAUCUCCAUUCAUUGAUCCAGGGGACCCCUGUGGUCCCCCCUGAAACCUUCAGUACAUUCCUGAACUAAGUAUUAUCACUUUUUACAGUUCCAACAAACUUUUUUGACUCUUCUACAUUCUUGUACCAUAGUAUCACUUACAUAAACACACUCACCUUUCCUAAUCUUACCUUCCUCUGUGCCUUCUGUAACAUACUGUUUCCCAUCCUCUUAAACAUGCAGUCACCUUUACAUUUCCCUUUGCCUUUUAGCUUAUAACUGUAUAUGAAUACUGUAUAUAACACUCAACCAUCAGUAAAUUCCAAACUUUCAGCUGCCUUAACCCCUUAACGACCAAGGACGUAUAUUUAUGUCCUUAGCCAGCUCCGCAAUAUAACGCGGGGUCACGCGGUGACCCCGCGUCAUAUAGGGUCGGUCCUGGCAUGUAUCUGAAGCUGGGACCCGGGGCUAAUAGCGCUCGGCAGCGAUCACUGUGCCGCUCGCUAUUAACCCUUUAGACGCGGCGUUCAAAGUUGAACGCCGUGUUUAAAACGAAAGUGAAAG
Messenger RNA from Hyla sarda, 2488 nucleotides. RefSeq names its product UBX domain protein 6 (gene UBXN6). The coding region runs from base 50 to 1240 and encodes 396 amino acids. Gene Ontology annotation, molecular function: protein binding. The transcript is spliced from 11 exons. The record is from RefSeq and is a predicted model, not a curated record. Gene Ontology annotation, cellular component: cytoplasm. NCBI's taxonomy places the organism in Eukaryota, Metazoa, Chordata, Amphibia, Anura, Hylidae.